CACGUUGCACGUCCACUGAAAACACGAAUGCAUUGCAAUGAAGUUUAAAUAAGAUGAAAAAGGAUUUGAUAUUAUGGUCCUAUUACGGGAUGCGACGGAGCAGCUGCAUGUAACAGCGGUAUACUCCACGAUACUGCGCUGUCAUUGUAAGAUUGUUGUAGUACACUUCCACACCGCCAGUGCUUCAGUUGGCACGUUUUGUGCUCCUGUCAUUUUGCGCUGGCUCUUGCUGCCGUGUAUGUGCGCUGUCUGUCGUUGUCUCGUGUCGUAUUUGGAAUCUGGUAUUCCCUCAUUUCGUAACCUUGAGUAUGGCAUUACCCUAACGUAUCACUUGUUGCCAUACCAUAGCAUCACACGUGUUAUUAAUAUUCACUGUAGAACAGCUUUCCAUUAAAGUAUGGUUCGCGAACUGCUGGUUAAUGGAUCGCCGAUGUUUAUCAAGAAGGGCCAUUUUAAGAAACAUUCGUUGAAACAGAUGACGGAAGGAAUUUUGAAUUGUAAUGAAUUCUCAUCGCAUACUUCUUAUUGAUUAAACUUGCCUCCAAGAAACGCAUGUCAAGUAUCAUUUAUAGAAUAAUAUAUAUACAUGAUAAACGUAAUAUGUCUAUAUGAUUGUUGUUAUACUAAUAAUACCUGAACGUAAUUUGAAAACUCCUUUAUAUAGUAACGAAAACUUUAGUCUGUAUGUCUAGAGGAUGGGAUUUUCCCCCUAAGAGACACCAACAGAAAUCCAUGCUGUCUUUCUAACACCAUAGACAUCGGCGUCUAAGAGAGGGAAAGCAAUCAGCUCUCCACUAAUACGAGGUUUGGAUAACAGCUGAUAAACUGAUAAGACUUGAGACGGCGGUGUAGCGCCGUGGUAGUGUUAAGGUGGAUCUGGUUUUGACACCAUCUCCAGGACGUCGACGUUCCGCGAGUUCUGGCCAAAUGACAACGCCGGGAAUCUGAGUGAUAUUGGCCCUUUUUCCCAUAAUGUGUGCGGGUAGACAGCGGCCUGAGGGACCGGGGGGAGAGGUGCCAGCUGGGAGGUUGUAAAGAAAGACAGGAGCAUGUACCGUUGCUCGCCUUCCGCUGGGUGUGUGAGUAGGAAAGCCGAUCCCCACUCCGUAGAAGGGCAAGAUGACGCUUCAUCUGUUGCUCAGAGAAAGAAUAAUGAACUUACAGGAUGUAGACCUAUCCCCGGGCAGAGUAAAUAUGCGGGUACUUCUGUGAUUCACAACCUGCCAAGCUCAGACUUACACGGAGAUCCUGUAUCGAGGGCCAGUCCGGAGACCAGCGGAGUGAGGAGGCUAAAUAGCCCCGGGAUUAAGGCUAGUGAUUCAUGCUUCUUUGACACCGACGAAAAGGGCAGUCCGGAUAUACGCGAAAGCAUUCACUGCGCGAAUCCCCACGUUCUGCUACGGAGGACGAAGGAGAGAAACGUGACCGAGAGUGACAGUGGCUUUGACAGCCCUCGGAGUGGCUACUCGUCCACCAGCUCCUUUGAUCUGCUGUUCACGCUUGGCACAGGGACCUCUCCCGGUCUUGACAGUCCUCCCGGUAAUCCGAAACCCAAAGUUCGGCACCCGGUCCUGACGCGAUACCAGAGACCCAGUUAUCAGAGAUUCGACUCCGACGACUGGACACCUAACCCGGGCGAAGGCAGGCAUGAAUGCGUAGACCAACCAGCCGGAGCCUCGGGGAAACCGACGCGAUGGGAUGAAAAGGAAUCGCGUAGGAGCAGCGAAGUGCCCGAUUCACCGGAGUCCUUCCCGGAUACGGCUCUCAAGGGCAGCGCAGGGAACACGCUCGAGAGGGCGCUGGCCAGGCCCUUCCUGCCUGAUCAGGCGCAGCAGCCGAUGGCCUUCGGAAGUCUCAAUCUGCAGAUGCGGGAGCUAGCCAUGGCGAUGAUAUCCCUCUACGGGUCGGACACGUUCAUAGACGUGGAGUCCUGCCAGGCACACCUACACGAGGAGCAUCUCAGGUGAAGUCGUGCUGGUGUGUGAUGGUGUGGGCAGCGGCCGCCCCCCGUGACAGGCGGGCGGGGGCUCGUCGCCCCCUCUGGCCAUUGCCGCCCCUGGCGACUCCCGUCUAUAGUAAGUGAUGAACCGCUCUACGGAGGGGCUCGACCAGAGCUCGCUCCACGCCCAUGCCCCGUGCCAAGUAGCGCCGUGGCGACAGGAGUCCCAGGAGGAGGAGAAUGGGGUCAUGCCCAUCGCCCCCGCCAGCCUCACCGCGCCGCACGACCCCGACCGCGAGAACACCGACGAUUCCGGCAUGGGCGCCGACCUGGAGUACGAGGAGCGGGGCGACGCCGGCGACGGCCGCGGCGAGAGGGAGCACAGCGUGGACGAGGACGGGGCGGUGCGGGGGCGCCGCACCAGCUCGGCCGGGAAGGAAAGGCAGCGCCGCCCCUCCUACACCUGCUACCAUGGCCCGCCUUUGCCGCGGAACGCGCCGCGGGUGGGCCGCCGCGCCCGCCCGCGCCCGCCGCGGGACCUGGACGUGCUGCAGCUGGCCGCGGGAGCGUCGAUCAUGCUCGCGCCCGUCA
This is a messenger RNA of Penaeus vannamei (Pacific white shrimp), 2530 nucleotides long. The record is from RefSeq and is a predicted model, not a curated record. Lineage: Eukaryota; Metazoa; Arthropoda; Malacostraca; Decapoda; Penaeidae.